AUGGUGAGAAAACUAGCUGUGCGUAGUCUUCGCCGGGGAAUUGGAAGCAUGGACUACAUCGAGACCUUGUUGAUAAUGGAAGAUGAUCUUGAUAAUGAAAGUGACACAUUGGAGAACAUGCAAACAGGAAUAUUAAUGAUAUGCAAGGCUGCAGCAUCACUGCGACACAGAGCCUGGAACCAUCACAGGAUAAUACUUCACCAUGCAAAGUUACACGAGUGGUGUAGAUGUGAGAAAUGUAGACCUAUGCCACAACAAGUGGAGAAUAAGUGUUGUGGACUAAAGAAGUGUAUAACAAUGAUUGCACGUUUUGACAAUGACUGCAUGUUCUUGAUCCCGAUGUGUUGGCCGGAACUUUGUAUCCGUAAUGCUGGCGACAUUCGAAACGACAGAGAAGCAAUAGUACAAGGGCCUUCAGGAAAUCUGCAUACAGACAAUUUACACUUGCACGCUAUGGUCAUUUGGGAAAGGGCAAUAGACGAGUAUGCCCUUCCUGUGUAG
This is a messenger RNA of Paramuricea clavata, 501 nucleotides long. The record is from the annotation of a GenBank genome assembly. Lineage: Eukaryota; Metazoa; Cnidaria; Anthozoa; Malacalcyonacea; Plexauridae.